Molecule: messenger RNA, 1941 nt
Organism: Anastrepha ludens (Mexican fruit fly)
Lineage: Eukaryota; Metazoa; Arthropoda; Insecta; Diptera; Tephritidae
Exons: 1
Coding region: 1-1941 (646 amino acids)
Biological process (GO): proteolysis
Molecular function (GO): zinc ion binding; nucleic acid binding; aspartic-type endopeptidase activity
Source: RefSeq, a predicted model, not a curated record
AUGAUCAAAUUAAACAGUUUAAGGGUUGAUCAAAUCAACAAAUUGCUACAAAACCAAGGUGCAACGAUAAUGGGCAAUAAAGCAGCAAAAAUUCUGAAAUUGACAGAAAUUUACGGAGCUGAUGAAGUUGAUGCUGAAGAGUUGGAGGUAAGCAGCGAAGUUACAGCUAUGCAGAAGCAAAUGGAAGAAAUGCGUGGUAUUAUUGCGGGGCUAGCUAAGUCUGUAAACGAUUUGGUGACAGUACAGAUAAGGCAAACGUUAACACCGUCGAACGCCACAACGAUUCCAGCAGAAGUUAGUUGCCACGAUAACCGUUCAACUGCCACAAUAGAGGCUCACGCUGAAAUACCAAGGAGUUCAUCACAACAUGAUAUUAGUAGUACACCAAUAGCAGUAGAUCGUCCAUUGUUAGUCCCAACGACGCAAAGUGAAUGGAAAAGAAGCGCAGUACACGACAUCAUCGCAUUAUUACCUGAUUUUGAUCCAUUAAAAGGGAGUUUAACAUCGAAACAGUUUGUUGAUAAAGUUAUACAGCUACGAGAAGCAUACGAAUGGUCUGAGCAAGAAAUUUUGUUAGCCGCUCAAUCAAAGUUGAAAGGGGUGGCCAAAGAAUGGCUCGAUGCACAAACCGUAUUUCAACGAUGGUCAGCUUUUGUAUCAGCAUUUCAAACAGAUUUUCCUUUCACAAUGUGUACGGCAGAAGUGCACAUGGAAUUAUCACGAAGAAAGAGGCGAACAAGUGAAACGAUGAGUCAAUAUUAUUACACUAUGUUAAAUAUUGGUAGGCGAGGUAAGGUUGAUGAAGAAUCAAUCAAUACAUAUAUUAUUCGGGGGCUAAAUGACAGUAAUUUAACACGCACCCUUUUGGCAAUGAAAUUAUCAACGUGUAACGAUUUGUUGCGUUCUCUUGAUAGUUUAGCAGAUGUAUAUUGUGCGUUCAAAGGUACAGAUAUUGGUAAUAGAAAUGUAAACGAGGUAACACGAAAUGUUACUACAGAGAAGAAAUCUAUAAAAUGUUUUAAUUGCAACGAGUAUGGACACAUUGCAGCAAAUUGUCCAAAGCCUCCAAGAAAGGAAAGAUGCGCAAAAUGUAACAAGGUGGGACACGAUUCUAAGUCUUGCCGCUAUGAAAAAUCAACGGUUGCGACGGUAGUUACUGAAAAUUUAUAUCCACCGUUAUUGUCAAGUGUUCUGCUGAAUGGUGACCAGUAUUCGGCGUUUAUCGAUACUGGCAGUGACACAUCACUCAUAUCCGAAUCCAAAGUACCAACCAAUGCGGAAAAGAAAGUAUGUGUUAGAAAGUUAGAGGGAUUUGGGGGUGCAAGCGUUGAAAGCAAAGAAGAAAUUGAAGUAAAUUUAGUUAUAGAAGGCAUCGCAUUGAAUACGAAAUUGCAGAUAGUACCCGAUGAGUUUAUGCCAUACGAUCUGUUCAUUGGACGAGAUGUUUUGUGUCAAAAAGAUUGUUCAUUAGUUAUACAGUCGGGAAAUAUGCAAAUACAGAAAAAUACUGCAAACGGUUUUAAUGUGGACGUAUCAUUAAGUAAAGAUGAAAUGCAUGAAGUACUUCAUUUACUUGAAAAAUACGAUGAUUGUUUUGCAGAAGAUUUAGGAAAGCUUGGACGUUGUAAAACAACAACUAUGGAAAUCCUUGUCAGCACCGAGAAACCAAUUACAGGUAGGCAGUACCAGGUGCCUUUCAUCCAAAGACCUGUACUUUCCACGAUAAUUGACGACUUGCUUAAGCACAAUAUAAUUCGUCAGAGCUCAUCGCCUUACGCAGCUCCAGUUGUAAUAGUGAAGAAGUCAAACGGGGAAGGUAGAAUGUGCGUUGACUUUAGGGCACUGAAUGCGGUCACGAUAAAGAAACAAUUUCCAAUGCCAAUAGUAGAAGAGCAGUUGUCAAAGCUUGGGGGUAAUACGUUUUCACCACCCUUGAUAUGA